AAUGGCGUUACGGAGAUUGUUAUAGCAACAAUAUAGGCGAAAACAACAUGGCGAUGUUAAUGCCGAUCUAAAACUAUUUUUGAAUUUUCUAAAAGAUGGAUCGACUGACUUUACAUCCAAGACCGAAGACUACGGAGAGGGAGAAAUGUCUACCUGCCGGUGACGGGCUACCAGCAUGGGAGUCACUCCCCUUGUAUUCUAAAUUCCCCAUGGUACCUAUUCCAAAGGGAUCCAUCAAACUUUGUACUACCAAGUUAUGCGAACCAAAACACAAAGUUGUUGACUUUGAAUUUGACCUAACUGAUCCAUACUGUCACGUGAUAUCAAAUGAAUAUCAACCACUGCAUGAUCCGCACCUGAAGAAUCACUUUAAUAUACCUCGCAUGCAGCGCCACCUCCGAAAGAACGGCUUCAUCACUGAAGAGGGGCAGGUAAUCUGUAAUCUCCGGGAGUUUAACCAAUAUAGACAGUACCUCCGGAAAAUAUGUCUCCUGGAAAUGGCCAAGGAACGAAAGGAGAUGGAGGAGGAGAGAAGACUCCGAGAAAUGUCUGGGGGAGAACAUCCGAGGAGACCCGAGUCCCGGGGGGAGCAGGUCCGCAGGAGACUGCAGCAGAUGAGGGAGGAAGCCAAAACCAGGAUUCAGAGGGAGAUUCAAGAGAAGGAAGUAAAACUGAAAAGGAGGCUGGAAGAAAUCGAGAUCCACAAGAGACUGAGAGAAUUCAGACGACGCCACAUCCUACAGAAGCGACGCGCAAUGGCGGCGGAGCACCUCGACAAGACGAUGAGGAAAAAUUUGAUUAUUACUCGCCGAUGGAAACAAAGAGAAAAACUCCGCAAGCUUCGACUGGAGGAAAGAAAAAGGAACAAACUCCUCGCAGACCAGAAAAAGAUUACGGAGAUGUGGAACACACGGCGGGAGGAACAAAUUCGGCGGAUGGCGGCGGAAAAUGAAAUCCGCCUGAUGGAGGAAAAGAGGAGAGAGAAAGACAUGGAGGCGCGGGACCGGAAGUUUAGUCAUCAGCAUGACAAACUCAGAGACAAACUGGAAGAGAUCCAGCGCCAGUCCAAGGAAGAACGAGAGAAGCGGGAACAGGGGCACAAAGCGAGGCUGUCCAGACGACUGGCUCUGAUGAAACUCAAGAUGGCGCGCAGGCGGAGAGGUAGACGUGACAGAUAUCGAUACGAGAGUCUGUGGGCGCUAGAGGACAUUCUCAGAGAAAUCUCGCUGUCUAAUCUCUGGUUCUCAGGGAAACAAUCCACUGGCCAGUUUCUGCAAUUGAUAAAUGAGGCACUGGACAUCGAAAUAAAGAAACUCGGCGAAGAAAUGCCUGGAUACCCUAACGAAAGAGAAAUAAACAGAAAAGCCAGGGAGAUUGUCGACUCCGUUCUUCACAAAGUCAAAACUGACGUCUACCCAGCAUAUUUACAAAUGCGGACUGAAGAACAGAAAGGCAAAGUAAAGUUUGGUAAAGACGACACGAUUCCCCCGAACCGCGAGGUUGACAGAGCUAUUCUUCGCCCCGUGAGUGAGCACGUGCUGACUCCUAUUCCCUCCCCUUUCCUCGUCAAGAGGUUCGCCAUGACGGAGAAGUCGUCGGAAAUGAAGCUGGUGGAGAACCUCCUUAAUCGUCUCCUUGACGACCUGAACAGAGGCCGGCUGACGGAGGAGGAGAUCAGUCAGCUGUCCCGGUACGCCAUGAACGUCGUCUCCUGUCAGCUGCACGCCGAGGAAUCCGAGUGGAUCGCGGAGGACGUGGUGGAGUUUACUCUGAAUAAGGUCCGCCACGACAUUAAAACUGGAGCCCUCCCUUACGAGGAAGUCACUGAAAUGGCAGCCAUUUUAGUUGGUCGAAAGAAAGAUGACAGCUUCUCGGAUAUCAGCAUUUCUUCAGAUGAUGAACACUUACAGAAGUUUAUAGACGAUACCAUAGAAUCCAUUGUCAAAGACCCCGACCUGGGCAGGGAUUCUCCCAUCCAUGACGCAAUGCUCGAUGAAUGGAUUAUAAACACACUGAAGGAAAUAACAGACGACAUUGACCAAGGCAGGCUCUCUAAAGGCAUGGUAGCAGAAAUGGUGUCCAUGAUGACAAGAGAAGACGUCGAACGUAAUGACAUCCAAACGCUGGCAUUGAGACCAUUCUUUGAGAAGAUCAUUGAUGAUCUUGAAAGUGGAGAGAGUACGUCGCUGUAUAAAGUAGUCCACGCAGUUGUGUCGUCCUAUCACGCCUACAAAGUCGGGGUACUGGAAUCUUAUGCCGAGCUGAUAAGUCUGAUCACAGAGAGGUUCAGACAGGCAAUUGAGAAAGAAGGUUUGAAAGAGUCUGAAACAAAUUUUGAUAACCUGCAAGAAGCUGCAUUAAAACUGACAUCCACUGCUUUAAGUCAUGUCAAAAUGAGUGAGAUUGUCACGAGCCUAACUGAUGUAUUUAAGGAAGUCGGGUCCGAAACAAUGGUGUUUGAUCUGACUAUUGAAACCAUGAUUGAAAAUGCUAAACAUUCUGUCAUGCAGUCGGAUUUAAUGACGCUGGAGAGAAUCGCAAAUUCAAUGACAGCUGCGUUGCAAAAUCUUCCUGCCAUGAAACAUCGAGAGGAGAAGGCGUUUGAAGCUGAUCAGGCCCUCCUUCGAAACGUUACAAAUCUGGUGGUCAGAGUGUUGAAAGUUGUUGGGAACAGACUUGAAAGCGACGGGUUCACCGCUGAUGAUGUACAGGACAUGACAAAAAUUUUCUCGACAAUCGUGAGUGAGAAUAUUUCACCAACCGAAGGAGUUUCUAAAGAAGAGAUGCUAACGAAACACAUAUCCGAAUUACUAGGCAUCUUUGAAACAGGAUCACUUGACGAAAAAGAGUUAUUUGAACUUGGAAGUUCAUUAAUUAAUUGCGGAAACAGGUUAUUGCAGGGAAGAGAACCUUUUAAUUCUUCUUCAAGUGUCCCCAGAAAGCCAUCCUUAACAAGUUCCGCUGUAGCCGCUGAUGUUUUAUCACACAUUCUGUAUUCAAUCCAAGAUGAAUUGCAUAAAAGUCUGAUCACAAAAGACGCCAUAAAAGAAUUAGCUUUGUGCAUUCUGAAAACGAGAUUAUCUAGAGAUUUUUACGAAAGCACUACACUGAAUACGUCUACAAGAGAAUCUCCGACCAUCUCGGACACGAAAAUUGAAUUUGCCAAGGACACAUUGAAAGAGAUGUUAAGCGAUUUCAAGCUCGGGGAAGCUGGGGAAAACGACCUGUCCUCCGUGGCAUGGUCAGUAGUGUCUCUUUUCUCUGAAACUUUGCCUGAUGAGCACAAAGAAAAGGUUGACAAAAUGGUGGAGAAGGUCAUACAGUUAUUACAGGAAGACAGCUUAUCGAAGACUGACGUCAAGAAGGUAUUUUCCACUGUCCUUCAAACUUACUUUUUUGCAGCAGAUGACGAAAUUCAGACUUCCUCUGAUUUAGAAGACAUCGACUCUCAUUUGGCCUACAACUUAGUCAAGGAAACAAUAGAUAAAAUAGAGCGAGACGUUGUCAGCGGACGUCUCAGCUCAAAAGACAUCUUAUCAGUUGUAGAUGAUUCAAGGGAGAAAGACAUAUUCAACCUCAGAAGUCAUUGUGAUGUUGUGAACCUGACUCUAGCAAUAAUGCAGCAAUUCCUUCUUGAUCUGAACUCCAAAAAUACAACAAAGGAAUUAGUAAAACAGUUUCUGUCUUCUGCAUUUGGUUUGGAUAUUUCACCGGAGGAAACCGUUCCGAUGAUUAGAAUUAGCAUCCGAAAAAUUAUGAAAGACAUUAGGAAAAACCGAGAAAAUUCUAAACAUAUUCAGAACUUAGUUUGUGCUUUCUCAUCGAAGGCGUUUUCAAAAGAGGGGAAAAUUUCAAUGAACAAGGCAGUGAAUCUCUUGCAAUGCGCUGUUCAGAAUGUGCACCCCAGUAUCAUGACUGACUUCAUUCGUCUGACGAUGCAGACACUCAUCAAUGACUGCAUUGAGCAUCAUGAAGAGGAAAUUGAAAGUGUUCAACAAGGAUACAUUCUGCAGUCAGCAUCAUCCACCAUAGCGAAUAAAGUGGUGGACAACUUACUUCAGAGAAUAGGAACCAUGCUGAAGGCUGGUGACAAGAUGAAGUCCACUGAACACCUCCUUUCUGAUGAUGUUGUCUUGAGUAGGUCUGACCUCUCCAGCGUUCCGUCUGAGGAAAUGAAUGCCCUCAUACUGGAUACUCUUAAUAACAUCAUCAGUAAUCUGAAACUGGAGAACUCCCUUGAACCCGAGGACGACAUGCUUCUUAGACAUUCUAGCUCUCAGAUUAUUCACGAUUUUGUUCUAGAAAAGUUACAACAUAUUGUAGAAAGUAUGCAAGACAAACUGGAAGAUAUAAAUGAAGUGAAAGAAAGCUCCGAAUCGCCGUUGCAUACAUCACCAGUAUUCAUCGACGACGUGGAAGCUAAAAAGGUGAUAAGUGAAUCGCUAAAAGCCGUCAUAAGCGAUCUGACUACAGAGGUGGAACGAUCAAAAACUAAAAGCACUGAAAAGUCGACCUCGACAGCGUCACUGGAGGCUGAAGCAAUAGUUGUGGAGACCCUCCAUGGAAUCAUAAAUUUUUGCGAGGAAGAAGGUAUUGCAAUGUCCGAAAACGAUGCCAAAAUGAAAGAGCAUUUGUUGUUCAUCUUACAGAGUUUCAAGGACGAUAUGUAUACAAAUGUGGCUGUUCACAAUGCACUUCAAAACAUUUUCCAUUCAGUUAUCACUCCCUCACAAAAUGAAAAUAAAAAUGACGAACAGUUAGAAUCGGCUUUGGAUGUUAUCAUCGAAAACAUUAAGACUGGAAGUAUACACGUAGCAGAUGUGUUUCAGAAAAGCAACUCAGGAAAUGGUGUCGAAAAGGACAGUUUGUCCAGUGUUAACGAUGUUACAGUGAGACCAAGUCUAAGUCUACAAAAAAUGACAGACAUGACAAAAGAAAUAACCAGUCUCUAUGAAAAUGUCCAUCCUUCUCAAGGAAAACUAGAUGAAGAAUCAGAUCGUAGCAUCAAGAAUCAGGUCACCAGCGAAGUCAAAGUGAUUGCAACAGAAGUUCUUGAAAAAACAAUCGAUAACAUUCAGCAUAAACAGCUGAGUAUGGAGGAGCUAAAAACCCUUGCGUUAGCCAUUGAUUCCAACGAGGAUCACCAUAUCUCUCAUGUCCAGUUGAUGGAAAGGUCGGUUGAAGAAAUGAUUGUACAUGUUUUGAAAAACGCAGUAGAAGAUCUUAGAAUUAGUGGAAUUGAUCCAGAAGAUUUGCCGACUGUAACAAAAAGCAUCUUCCGUGUGAACGUUAACAGAGAGGCAGGGGCGGGUGGUAGCAUUUCUCAUGCGUCCGCUGUGCCAUCUGAAGUGAUAACAGGAAUGGUAACAACGGUACUGAGUAAGAUCGCCACGAAUCUAUCGGAAGAGAGUAUUAAGUUUACAAAGGUACAGAGUAGUCAGGAGGGCAUACAACAGAGUGUCUCAGAAAAAUUGGAGCUAGAAACAGAAAGACUGUCCCAGGAUAAUGUGAAUCCAAAUGCCGCCAAACGUUUGUCUGUCCACUCACUUGAGGACAACAUAGGACCACAGAAGCGGACGACGCCAACACCAGCUGUCCAAUCCGCACAUGAUAUUAAGAACAGAGAGCGUCGACACAGAAACAGUUACAGUAAGGAGAGGUGCAUGGGGAAUCCUCCAAAUAAAGAGAUGUCAAAACCCAAAACACCAUCUAAAUAUGGACAAGGACAGAAAUUAAUUACUAAGGCGUAUAGGCCGCCGAUGGAGAAGGAAAUAAAGGGGCCUUGUUCUAAGAAAGUUGGGUGUACAAGCACUCCAAAAGGAUCACCACAAAAGGCGACCAAAAUAAGUGAAUCUGGGUCUAAAAUUCGUCAUUAUACUGAGAAUAAAUCUAAAACUAUGACAGCUGAGCAGCGCGGUAGAAACCCAAGCAGUGCUGUUACAGAUAAAGAGCUUCCACAACAAGUGUAUUCCUUGUGGGGUUCCUUCAAAUUAGCCGUUAAAAAUGUGAAUAAUGAUUCAAAGAAAUGAAAGUGUAUUGUAAACUCGAAGUAGUACCGACAUUACUCUUCUGAUGCCAUUACUUAAGUGUGUAAUUCAUUCAAUAUGUGUCACAUCUUCUACGUCAUAUGCGAUUCAUUAUGAAACAAGUAAAUCAUUUAAGAAAUAAAAAAA
This is a messenger RNA of Saccostrea cuccullata (small rock oyster), 6173 nucleotides long. RefSeq lists its product as uncharacterized. NCBI's taxonomy places the organism in Eukaryota, Metazoa, Mollusca, Bivalvia, Ostreida, Ostreidae. Bases 96 to 6029 code for a protein of 1977 amino acids. The transcript is spliced from 13 exons. The record is from RefSeq and is a predicted model, not a curated record.